UGAUGAUGAAGAUGAUGGUUGGGAAUUUAAAGGUGCAGACACUAAAACUGAUGCGGAGGUUGACAUUUCUAAGGCUAGUGAAAUGAAGGCUGAGAAUGAGUUGGUGUCUAAUGUUAAUGGAUUAAAUUCAAGAUGGAAUCCUUUAAGCUUAGAUUUGAAUGGAUGGACCUCGCAUGUCAAUAGAUACGACUCAAGUUGGGAUUGGUUGAAUACGGGUGCGUUUGAUGGAAAUACAGCACCUGGUAACAGUGAUGGCUGGGAAUUCAAAGAAACAGGUUCCAGAAUGCAGGCUGAAGAUGAGAAAGAGAAGGGUGAGCAGAUGAAAGCUGAAAUCAAGCCAAUAUUGACUUUUGAUGGAUCCAAUUCAACCUGGAAUUCAUUGAGUUUGGAUGGACUCAAGAAUUCAAACUUAAAUGAAGUGAACUCAGAUAUAAAACAGAUGAAUCUGAAUUUAUCUGAUGAAAAUGAGGAUUUUGGUGGCGAUGAUGAGUGGGAAUUCAAGGCUGCAGAAUCAGAAUCUGGGACUGCUGACAAGAAUACUAAGGGUGAUGAGAGAAAGGUGGAAAAUCCUGAGGGAACCACACAUGCAAUUAGGUUUGGCAGUGGAGUGAUUGGUACUGGUGAUUUAUUUGGUGCAUCACAACAGACCUCCAAAAAAUCUCCUGGACAGGACUUUGGGUUUGAUUUCAGCACUUUUUUGGCUCAAGACACUAAAAUGCUCCAUACACACACUAAAAAUGAGCAGAACGAUACCAAAAAAGUCUCACAUUCCUCCCCAGAUGAUGGUGUUGAUUCUGAUGAGGAGUCUUGGGAAUUUAAAGAUGCAUUUUUGGAAACUAGAUCAAAGGAAAAGGAAGAGCCAAAGGUUGUUGAAGUUUCUGCUGCUGUGGAAGCAUUUCCAUUUGAUGGUGAAAUUAAGGGAAACAUGGCCAGGUCAAUCAGUCAUAAAGGAGCCCUGCCCUUGUCCAUUUUUGGUGAUGAAGAACAGGAUUCCAAUGAUCCUGUGAGUUAUCAAGACAUUUCACCUCAGCUGUCCGGUUCAAAGCCAAUAGAUGACAUUAAGAGUCCUCAUUUAAACAUUUCUAUCAACGAUCUUAUAUCAAGUUUAUACAGUCAAGCUGAGCAUGAUACUGCUGUUAAUCAUGGUCAAAAUCCCAGUGGAAGUGGAUUGAGCCCUGCCAAUGUUGUAAUAGAGUCUAAUUUAGCAGGUGAUAGUGAUGAUUUUGAUGACGAUUCCUGGGAAUUUAAAGAUGCCUCUUCAGGGAUCAGAGCUGAAGAUCAGGCCUCUUUUAUUGGUCUUGGAGAGCCUAAUACAAAAUAUUCCACCAAAAUAGAGCUAAAUGAUUAUGUUGAUUUUUUUUGCAAAUUGAAGGAAGAAUUACACUUUCUUGCCCUGUGUCAUCUUGAUAAUCUAAAGAAAGCUCAAAGUGCUGCUAAUGAAGAUGCUGAAGUGAAAGCCCUUGGAAUGGAAAUACAGAAUCUUCAUGAUGAACUGCAGCAAGAUGGUUUGUUUUCUGGUGAAGUUGACACAGGAAAUCACUCCCCAAGAAAAUUGUGCCUCAAUGCAUUUGUUGAGGUUUUGCAAGAACCAAAGUUCCAAGUGUUUGAAUCAGAAUAUCAGUUAACAAGUAAAUUGUCAUUAGUUGAGAAUGAUUUGGGAGUGACCAUGGAACUCCUCAAACAUGUGGCAUCAACAAUAAAGAUUUUGAUGGUGGUAUCAAGGAAGGAGCAAUCUAGUUAUGUUUCCACUUGGUCUGAAAUCCUGUCUGUUUGUGCUCGAGAGCUGAAACAUGGUGCCUUAAUUUGGAUGCAGUCAUUACAAAAAGAUGUCCAUGAUCAAAUAUUAUCUAAACCUCAAGGCAAGAACUAUAUUGUCGCCCUUGGAGAAAUAUAUAGAGUUGUUGAAGUUAUUGGGUCCUCGGCCAGACUUUAUAAGCCAUGGUUAUUAGUGAGCUCUACAAAUCCCAUGGGCUUGCUCACUCUUCUAAGUGAGUGUUUCACUAUAUGGUCAAGCUCUGGACUUGAAGAAGCUCUGCAAAGCAUUUCUGAUCCAGCUGGUCUUUAUAAUAAUGGAAGUCUCACUACAUUAAUUGAAUCGAUUAAGUAUAUUCACGAUCUUGAUGCUCCUACGCUGUAUAACCAUGUUUUCUGUGGACAAGGUCCUAUCUGUCAACUGUCAGUUUUAACUGCAGGAAUAGUACCAGGGAUGAAAACUGUGGUGUGGAAUGGGGAGCACUACUUUCUCACGCUUGCUAAUUUGUGGGCAAAUUUAGUAAGCUGCAACCCUCCAAAUUUGCCACACAUACAUGUUGGAUGAUGAGGUUGGAAGGAUGGGUUAAUGUUCACUAGCAGCUUUUUGGCCGGGACUGUAGUUGUCUAAUUGAGUCCAAUUGUUUUGUUCAUGAUGAGGCUUCCAGGGCAUAAGCCACAGUUGCGCUGUCACAAGGAUACCACUCGGGGAAGAAAAGAUCCAAAUGUUGCCUCCUUGAAACCUGAUCUGAUAUUCAGGUACCAAGCCAACAUCUUUAUUGGUUGCCAUUCUUUACAUCAAGGCUCUAGCUAAGCAAUAGUUGUUUUGGUGUGUUAUUUUGUUGUGAAAUGGGUGGAUCAUACAACACCCAUAUGCCUAGAAAUAGGAUUAUGGCAUGUAUACGUGUAUAAUAAUUUGUUUCUCUAGAUCCACCUCCCAUUCUACCUUUAUCAUGUUGUAUUACAGGUUCAGUCAUAGUGCUUGUUGUCAAGCGCUACAUUCUUUCAAGUGACCGGAGACAUUUUUUACUCAAUUAAUAAAGUGCAUCAAUUUUAUUGUAUAAAAAAACAGAUUUUCUUGCUCGAA
Molecule: messenger RNA, 2836 nt
Organism: Populus euphratica (Euphrates poplar)
Lineage: Eukaryota; Viridiplantae; Streptophyta; Magnoliopsida; Malpighiales; Salicaceae
Exons: 11
Coding region: 83-2317 (744 amino acids)
Source: RefSeq, a predicted model, not a curated record